GUUUGCGCGAGUUCGCCAAAGAGGCAAGACAUGAUGCGCUCAGAUGAGAACGAGCUAGAGGGCAGCGGGCCAGGGAUAAAUCUGCCGGCGAGUAUCAAGAAGCAACUCAAGCCCUUGACAGACCUGGGCACUCAAUAUCAGACAGCGCUAGACAAGUGCACGCCCUACUCACUCCAGCGAUGGAGCGCGACUGCAGGCCUGCUCUUCCUCUUCAUGCUACGGAUACUCCUCGUGCAAGCCUUCUACAUCGUCACGUAUGCUCUGGGCAUCUACCUCCUCAAUCUCUUCCUUGCCUUUUUGCAGCCAAAAUUUGAUCCCGCGCUCGAACUCGACAUCGCAGAGAGCGAGGUAGAAGAAGGCGCGCCUGGUUUGCCGACGAGCAUGGGAGGACUGGGAAGAGGAGGCGAUACCGACGGCGAAUUCAGGCCGUUCAUUCGAAGAUUGCCCGAGUUCAAGUUCUGGCAUUCGGCAACACGCGCAAUCGCUAUUUCGCUAGUCGCGACACUCUUUCCAGCGGUAGACGUGCCGGUGUACUGGCCAAUUCUGUUGGUGUACUUCUGUGUCCUGUUUGCCAUCACGAUGCGACGACAGAUCGCUCACAUGCGACGAUACCGCUAUGUACCAUUUGACAUGGGACGAAAACAGACCUACAAUCAAAAGUCGGGCCGAUAGAGCUCAG
This is a messenger RNA of Mixia osmundae IAM 14324, 679 nucleotides long. RefSeq lists its product as uncharacterized. NCBI's taxonomy places the organism in Eukaryota, Fungi, Basidiomycota, Mixiomycetes, Mixiales, Mixiaceae. The transcript is spliced from 8 exons. The record is from RefSeq and is a predicted model, not a curated record. Gene Ontology annotation, biological process: retrograde vesicle-mediated transport, Golgi to endoplasmic reticulum; protein retention in ER lumen. The coding region runs from base 31 to 672 and encodes 213 amino acids. Gene Ontology annotation, cellular component: Golgi membrane.